GGCUCCCGCCCCCACCUCGCUCUCUUUGCAGGCCGCACUGGGAAUGGAAACAUCUGUACCACGUGCAGGCAACCUCGCGUCGGCCUCUCGGCGCUCCACCUCCCACCGCUCCGAGCCCCAGCGCUCGUCCUCGCGAGAUGAGCUAGACGACAUGGCCGCCUCGAACCAAGGAAAAUUUGAUGGGAAUUUUGAUUCCCUCGACCUCGCUGAAUUUGCUAAGAAACAACCAUGGUGGCGGAAGCUGUUUGGGCAAGAUUCGGGGCCCUCUGCCGAGAAGUACAGUGUGGCUACCCAGCUACUGAUAGGUGGAGUCACUGGCUGGUGUACAGGAUUCAUCUUCCAAAAAGUCGGAAAACUAGCAGCAACAGCAGUCGGUGGUGGAUUUUUCCUUCUCCAGAUUGCAAACCACACUGGUUACAUCAAGAUAGACUGGCAGCGAGUUGAGAAAGACAUGAAGAAAGCCAAAGAGCAACUGAAAAUCCGGAGGAGCAACCAGCUCCCUACAGAGGUGAAGAGCAAAGCUGAGGAGGUUGUGUCAUUUGUGAAGAAGAACGUUCUUGUAACCGGAGGCUUUUUUGGCGGCUUUCUUCUUGGCAUGGCAUCUUAAGGAAAGAAGAUGGUGAUCACUGCACUUGGCAUUUACUUGCCAGUGCCCUCCCGCCAAUUCUACUGGGCCUUUCUUCUCAUAAUUAGAACCUGCAAUAUGGGAGCAGCAUAACCUAUGUGGCCAUAGUCCCAGCUCUAGGAUGAUGGAAGAAAGUAGAUGAUCUCACCUUGUUUGUCUCCUCCCUAGCUCUUUGAGGGCCUGCUUUAGAAUGAAUUAGUUCUUUUCUUCGGUAUAAAGUCGUUUUCUUUCCCUUCCUGUAAGCUAACUGAUUGGGGAAAGAUGCAUUCUGGAACUCUAGCUGGCCCCUAAGCUGUCAGGGACUCUCACUGCUGGUCCCUUUCUGCUGUCGGUGUGUUCUGCCUUAUGGAAAUGCAUACACAUAUCCAUGAUAAUAAAAAGCGCUGGCAGAUUGGGUGUUCUGUUCCUUUUUCAGUUGGUCUCAGAAUGUAGCAACUCAGUAUAAAGGUCACUGUUUUCUUCCAGGGUUCUACUUCCAUUUGUAGGAUCACAGCUUAAGUAAGGCACUGGGUCAUCCUUUGUGUUUUGAAGGUGGAUGGCAGCCAACUGCAUUUAAAACUUAAGACCCAUUACUUAGAAAAUCUUAGAUGAUAAAUAAUUUGGGGGCAUCUAGCUGGCUAGACUGCCAGGUCUGGAGUUGGGGAGACUCCUUCUUGAGUUCAACUCUAGCCUCAGACACUUAAGAGAGAUGUGACCCUGGGCAAGUUUGUCUGCCUCAGUUUCCUCAUUGAUAAAAUGAGUUGAAGGAAAUGGCAAACCCUAAUAUCUUUGCCUAGAAAACCCAAAAUGGGGUCGUUAGAGAGACGACUAGUCCACUGAAAUAAGUAAACUGUUAUUAUUCAGUGGGCUCUUGACCAAACUCUAGACUUUUUCCUUUGCCAUAACAAAACAAAAAAGCCACCUCAGUGAAUAAAUAGUUCAAAACCUGGUGUUUAAAAGACUCUGGUUGAACAUGGGCUUGGUCCCAGCAGAUAAAGGAAGUUUAAAGUUUCUAAGAAAAGAUUGGGAUGCCUAGUUUACAACAAAUGAAGUAGGCCAUCCACUUCUCCCCCUCCUGUUUUAUUGGAGAGUUAGCGUUGCCUAAGUUAUCCAGAAGUCCUUUUACUAGAGGUCAGUUUGACCGGGGCUGAACAGCCCCCUGGUGGCAUCAGGAAACACUGCAAGGCCCACAUGCAGUGUUUACCUUUGAGAGAUGGAGCCACUUUUGCAUGUAUUAAACAUGUUCUGGACUCUUAGAGGCAUUACAUUUAUGGUGGGAACCCUGGAAGCACGUGACAAGCUACUGGUUCAGAUAUCAUGUUCUGAAAUCAUAUUGCUAUGAACUACCACUCAUUCUGCUAGACGGUUUUUUUUUAUAAAGGGAAAUUAAUCACAUUUAAAUGAUCCCCCAAAUUCUACACUAGCCACCAGUCAGUCUCAUAUAAUUACAGAGGUUGUAAAAGGGGGCCCUCAGGGACCGGGCUUUAAAUCUUUAAUUUUGUCCAAAGCUUUCGGGAAAGAGGAAACUUGAUCGUGACGAUCCGUGAUGUGUGGAAGCCAACCUGAACCAGCUUGCAAAAGAUUGUUAAAUCUGCCUCGUGAGCCAUCCCUCAUACCAGGGAGAAGGGUCCCAGGCCCCAACUGAAUAAAAGUGACCCCCCCCCCAUUCCAUGCUCCCAGCCCCUUCCCCGACCUUUGCAGAAAGGUGGUGCCAGAGGCAGUUUGAACCAGCGCCUGAGAGUCACUUGUUAAAUUUUCAGUGUUAGCUUUUCUGUAUGCUUCAGAAAUCUGCGAACUCUACAAAUCAAUCCUUAAUUAUUUCUUUGUUGGUUUCUAAACUUAAGAUGCAGUGGUAGAGAAAAUAUUAACAUAAAUUAAGCUUGAAAGGGUUGUAGUUAAGUAUUUUACCAACAUAUCCCCCCCAUGACCCACCCCUCAUUUGAGCUCUUCUCUAUCCACAAAUGGCAAUGAUGCAAAUAUGGAA
Messenger RNA from Sarcophilus harrisii (Tasmanian devil), 2588 nucleotides. RefSeq names its product FUN14 domain containing 2 (gene FUNDC2). Gene Ontology annotation, cellular component: mitochondrial outer membrane. The record is from RefSeq and is a predicted model, not a curated record. Lineage: Eukaryota; Metazoa; Chordata; Mammalia; Dasyuromorphia; Dasyuridae. The transcript has 5 exons. Gene Ontology annotation, biological process: autophagy of mitochondrion. Bases 44 to 607 code for a protein of 187 amino acids.